AUGGGAAACUCCGCUGUUGUCUGGCUCUGCAGGUUAGUCGCCUUAGUGAAACAGGAAAACCGGUCACCGGUUGAAGCAGUCGGCAUGGGAAAAGCCGCCAAGGGUGGAAAAAAACUUCCCUCCGCACCAUUGGCAGACAAAAAGAAGAAGGCCAAAAAGAAUCCUCUGUUCGAGAAGGCUCCGAGGAAUUAUCGUUUGGGUGGUGACAUUCAGCCCAAGCGUGACCUGACCCGCUUCGUGAAAUGGCCCAAGUACAUCCGCCUUCAGCGACAGAAACGAAUCAUGUUGAUGCGUCUGAAGGUGCCUCCUGCGAUCAACCAGUUCAACAUGGCCAUGGACAAGAAUCAGGCCGCCAACGUCCUGAAGCUGUGCAAGAAGUACCAACCAGAGACCAAGGAGGCGAAAAAGGCCCGGUUGAUGGAGAUGGCGAAGGCCAAGAAGGAUGGUGAAGAGGUGAAGAGCAAGAAACCUCAGGUGCUGAAGUAUGGCCUGAACCAUGUGACCACCCUGGUGGAGAACAAGCUGGCCAAGCUGGUGAUCAUUGCUCACGAUGUGGACCCCAUUGAGCUCGUUUGCUGGCUGCCGGCCCUGUGCCGCAAGAAGGACGUGCCUUACUGCAUCAUCAAGGGCAAGUCCCGCCUUGGUCAACUGAUCCACCAGAAGGCCGCUUCCUGCGUGGCCAUCACCAGCGUGAAACCUGAGGAUGAGAAGGAUUUGAACACCCUGAUCAGCAACUUCAAGGCCCAGUUCAACGACAACAUGGAGAACCGCCGCCGCUGGGGUGGAGGCAUCAUGGGCAUCAAGUCGCAGCACGUGACCCAGCGCCGUGAGCGCGCCAUCCAAGCCGAAAAGGCGAAGAAGUUGGGUCUGCAGUUGGCAUAGACGGCGCGGCAUCCCGCACGACGAAACGAGUAAACUGAGUAAACGAGUUGAGACGGCGACGAGGAAAAA
Messenger RNA from Cladocopium goreaui, 951 nucleotides. The record is from the annotation of a GenBank genome assembly. Lineage: Eukaryota; Dinophyceae; Suessiales; Symbiodiniaceae.